Ailuropoda melanoleuca (giant panda) is the source of this 552-nucleotide messenger RNA. Its product is annotated as olfactory receptor 51F2-like. Gene Ontology annotation, molecular function: olfactory receptor activity. NCBI's taxonomy places the organism in Eukaryota, Metazoa, Chordata, Mammalia, Carnivora, Ursidae. The record is from RefSeq and is a predicted model, not a curated record. Gene Ontology annotation, biological process: G protein-coupled receptor signaling pathway. Gene Ontology annotation, cellular component: plasma membrane.
CUCACCAAUGCCAGGAUUGCCCAGAUUGGGAUGAGCAUACUGAUUAGGAACAUUGCUGUCAUGUUACCCGUGGUGCUCUUUGUUAAGAGGCUGUUGAAGAGGCUGUCCUUCUGCAGGGCUGUGGUCCUUUCACAUUCUUACUGCUACCAUGUUGAUCUCAUUCAACUCUCAUGUACAGACAACAGAAUCAACAGCAUCCUCGGUCUGUUUGCACUUUUCUCCACAACAGGGUUUGAUUGCCCUUGCAUCCUGCUCUCCUAUGUACUGAUCAUCCGAUCUGUUCUCAGCAUUGCCUCCUCAGAGGGGCGGCAGAAAGCCUUCAACACCUGCAUAUCCCACAUUAGUGCUGUUGCCAUCUUCUACAUACCCCUCAUCAGCUUGUCUCUUGUCCAUCGCUAUGGCCGUUCAGCACCUCCAUUUGUCCACACCAUCAUGGCCAACGUCUUCCUUCUCAUCCCUCCUGUGCUCAACCCCAUCAUCUACUGUGUGAAGACUAAGCAGAUUCGAAAGGCUAUUGUCAAAGUCUUAAUUCAGAAGCAGCAACAAAUCUAA